Messenger RNA from Aegilops tauschii subsp. strangulata, 3384 nucleotides. RefSeq lists its product as uncharacterized. The record is from RefSeq and is a predicted model, not a curated record. NCBI's taxonomy places the organism in Eukaryota, Viridiplantae, Streptophyta, Magnoliopsida, Poales, Poaceae.
GAGCGGGGUGUCAUUCCCCUUUCUCAUUUCGAUAAGGCAGAUAGAGAGAGCUCGAGCGGCGGAGGGGGAGGGCGAUUCCGUCUGUUCAUGGCGAUUCUAAGCUCAUCCACCACAGGAUUUUGAUUUCUUCUCCUUUUCUUCUUCGUCCCCCAGCUCCCCUGGUUGGUUGUCCUUGUCUCUCGCGUUUUGCUCGUGCUCUCGUGGCUGUGUAGUCCCAGAUCUAGGUGAUUUUUGGUUUCGCGGAUCAGUGGUAGGUGAACUUUUUUAUCCGCGGCGAGGUGCAUGUUGCUGCCGUGGUGUUCUAGUCCGCCAUGGUUGUGCGCCUGAGUUUUUGUAGGAGCUUGCAGCGCGCCAUAGUCCUCCAUGCCGUGGUCUUGUGUUUUUUGUUGCGGACGUAGGCCAAUUCCCGCCCGGUUUGGAUUCCGUAGGCCAUUUCCCUGGGCAGUGUUCUGCUGUUGAUUUGGACGUACGCGUAGACGUAAGCUCUCUGUUGUUGAUGUGUAGGUAGGCGUGUAGGCAUUAGUUUUCAGCGGUGGAUCCCGUGGCUUGACUUCUGAAGAUCGAGUUCUGGUUGUUCUGUAUUGGGUUGUAGUUGUAGUUGUAGCCCCUGAUUUUACUCAUGUUUUUGUUCCAUGUUGUUUUAUCCCGCUGGUUACUGAAUUUCUCUGUUUCGACGUUCCAUUCUCUGUACCUACCUGAAUUUUAUGCUUCUUUUUUCAGUGUUCCCCCAUAAUAAGAGUGUAUGUUACACUGAGAUUUACCUAGUAUUGUAUUGUACCCUAUUAGCUGCAGUAUAGCUUCAUUGUACCUUGUCAUGUAUAGCUUCACUGCAACCUCAUGCUUUUCAGUGUUUUUGCCAUAGUUUCAGUGUUGAUUGCAUGAGGAUUCCUUUUUCUUGUUGAUUGUUUGGUCCAGUAGCACUGAUAUAGCUCUGAAUUUACAGCUGGCAUUGGUGUGUUAGUAGCAUUGGUCCUGUAGCAUUGGACUAGCUCUGAAUUCACUCUGUAUUUGUAACUCUGAUCUACAAUGUAGUUCAACUAGUUCUACUUUUGUUUUUUUAGUCUGUAUUGUGUCUCUGAAUUUGACUGCAAUGGCCCCAGUUGUGUUAUACUGUAUCUCUGAAAUUACUCUGUAAUGUGUAUCUGAAUUUCACUUGUAAUCCAUCAAGUUGUUAUUACGUAAAUUAUCUCUGAAGUACACUGUAAUGCGCCAGAACUACAGUCUAAUGUAUCUCUAAUUUUUUCUGAAUUUCACUGUAAUGUUAUCUGCAUCUCUAAAUUACAGUCUAAUACGCCAGUUGUGUUAUGUAAUUUGCAUCAGUAUUUAUAGUGUAAGUCCCACAGUUUUUGGGUGUAAAUUGUAUCAGCAUUUGCAGUGUCAUUCAUGCCUUUUUUAUUACUUUGUAAUUUGCAUCAGUAUUAUAGUGUAAUCUCCUCAGUUUUUUUACUGUAAUUUUGCAUCCAGCCUUAUUUGGUGUGUAAUGCCCCUCCAGUGUAAUUUGGACCAGUAUUACGGUGUAAUUUUCCAUAUUCUUUUACUGUAAUUUGCCUGAAUUUUAUAGUGUAAGUUGGAUCAGUAUUAUAGCGUAAGUAAUGUGUGUAGUUUGUUUCAGUUCUUCAGUGUAAUUACUGCUCUGAUUACUCUGUAAUUUUGAUCAGCAAUAUACUGUAAUUUGCUUCAAAUUUUUUUAAAUUCCUGCCUUGAUGUUACUGUCCAAUUUGCAUUAGUUUUAUAGUGUAAUUUGCACCAGUAUUACAGUGUAAUUUUCCAUAGUAUUUCAGGUAAUUGUCGCAAAUUACUCUGUAAGUUGGGUUAGUAUUACAAUGUAAUUUUCCAUAAUCUUUCAGUGUAAUUUCCAUAAGUUCUAUAGUGUAAUUUGCACCAGUAUUACAGUGUAAUUUUCCGUAGUCUUUCAGUGUAAUUGAUGCAUUGAUUACUUUGUAAGUUGGAUUAGUAUUACAGUGUCAUUUUCCAAAGUCUUUGAGUGUAAUUUGCAUAUGUUCUAUAGUGUAAUUUGCACCAGUAUUUACACUGUAAUUUUCCAGUGUCUUUGAGUGUAAUUUGAUGCAUUGAUUACCCUGUAAGUUGGUUAGUAUUACAGUGUAAUUUUCCGUAUCUUUUUCAGUGUAAUUUGUAUAAGUUCUACAGUGUAAUCUGCACCAGUAUUACAGUGUAAUUUCCCAUAGUCUUUUCAGUGUAAUUGAUGCAUUGAUUACUCUGUAAGUUGGGUUAGUAUUACAGUGUAAUUUCCCAGUCUUUUCAGUCUAAUAUGCGUAAGUUCUAUAGUGUAAUCUGCACCAGUAUUACAACUGUAAUCCCCGUGUGUAAUUUGAUUCAGUUAUUUUUAGUGUAAUUGCUAACUGCGUUGAUUACUCUGUAAUUUUGGUCACUAGUAUAGUGUAAUUUGCUCUAGUUUUUUCUACUUCCUGCCUUGAUGGUCUAAUUUGGACCAGUAUUAAUAGUUUAGUCCUCUUUAGUUUUAAGCUUCAUUAUCUAUGGGGAGGCUACGGAAAGUCUCUCACAAGGAUGUUCCAGAAGCUUCUUCUAUUGAGAGUUUGAUUUUUUGCAAGAUCCCUUUGUGCCCAAUGACUUUGCGGAAGAUGGUGCUAAUGUUAUGUCUUUGAGGCUACGAGUGAUGAUGGAGUACUUGACAAAGCUCUAUUCCAGUUCUAUAUGAACCAUAAAGUAAAACACCUGAAGAGGAAGUUAUCCUGUGCUGCAGGAAGGAAUGUGAGGCAGAAACGAUCUUCUGAUUUCCCCGUUUGUUCAACCUUCACUAGAUAUUCUGGGAAAUUCUUCUCAGCUGUUGUUGAUGGUUUGUGUCCUAGGUAUAAGGGUGUCAUUGAGAAUUAUGGCAUGCAUUGUCUUCUUAGGUUUGUGAGUACUGAGGUCCCACUUAGGCUUGUUAAGUGGCUUGCAUCUAGGUUUGAUGUUCUCGCUUCUGAGUUACAGUUAAAAAUGAAGUUUAUCCCCCUUACUAAGUACGACAUACAUGAUAUCCUUGGCCUUCCAGUAGAUGGUGAGCCACUUGUUUGUGACCCUGAGUCUGGUCGUGAUUUUAUCUUAUCACAUUUCAAUCAUACCAGCACUCCUCCUGUGUCCUUUUUCGCCAAGAAGCUCAAGGAUGUUGAUCUCCAGUUGCCUGAUGAGGAUGUCUUCAUUUGUUUCACGAUUGUUGCUUUCUCCACUUUUCUUUGCCCCAACUCUAGCCUCAGCCCUAGUCCAAAGUACCUGCACAUCUUUAGGGAUUGUCAGUCUGUUUGUCGCUAUGAUCUGCAAUUUGUGUAAAUUGAGCAAUGUCAGUAAACAGAAAAAUUAAAAUAUUUGUAAUCAGCAGUACCACUGCACAUAAGUACAUUAUAAUUCCAGGGACUUUUUGUGUUU